GAUCCGCCGCUUCGCACAUGCAAAAACCUAAAUUCUUCCUAAAUCUUGAAUUGCAAUUUUUCACACUACGCAGAGAAAGAGAGAGAGAAGAAAAGAAAGAAGAAAAUGGAUGAGAAACCGAAAUCUGCCAUGGAAGCAUUCGAGAAGCUUGAGAAAGUGGGAGAGGGGACAUAUGGAAAAGUGUACAGAGCAAGAGAGAAAGCCACUGGCAAGAUUGUUGCUUUGAAGAAGACCCGUCUUCACGAAGACGAAGAAGGGGUGCCCCCCACCACUCUUCGCGAGGUUUCUUUGCUCCGAAUGCUCUCCAGAGACCCUCAUGUAGUCAGAUUGAUUGAUGUGAAACAAGGCCAGAACAAGGAAGGCAGAACAGUUCUGUACUUGGUUUUUGAAUACAUGGAUACUGACCUCAAGAAGUACAUCCGCAGCUUCCGUCAAACUGGCGAUCACAUCCCACCUAAAAUCGUCAAGAGUUUAAUGUACCAGCUCUGUAAGGGUGUCGCUUUCUGCCAUGGUCAUGGUGUUUUACACAGGGAUCUUAAGCCUCACAAUCUUUUGAUGGAUCGCAAGACGAUGAUGCUUAAAAUAGCAGAUCUUGGACUUGCCAGAGCUUUCACAGUACCCAUCAAGAAGUAUACUCAUGAGAUAUUGACCCUCUGGUACAGAGCUCCUGAGGUUCUUCUGGGUGCUACACACUACUCACCUGCAGUAGAUAUGUGGUCUGUUGCCUGUAUAUUUGCUGAAUUGGUUACAAACCAAGCGCUCUUCCCUGGAGACUCUGAGCUGCAACAGCUUCUGCACAUUUUCAGAUUGUUGGGAACUCCAAAUGAAGAAGUUUGGCCCGGAGUUAGCAGGUUAGUGAACUGGCAUGAAUACCCGCAGUGGAGUCCAAAGCCACUUUCAUCAGCUGUCCCUGGUCUGGAUGAAGAUGGCCUCCAUCUUUUAUCUGAAAUGCUGCAAUAUGAGCCAUCAAAGAGGAUUUCCGCAAAGAAAGCUAUGGAACAUCCUUAUUUUGAUGAUCUUGACAAGUCCCUUCUCUGAAAGUCAGUGAAUUGGCCAGGCUGUCUGCUUUUAUGGGACUUAUCUUGCUUCUCUCAAGCAUUUCUCGGGCCAUAUUUUAAUCAUCAUUCCCCUGGUUUUUCCCCAAGAAUUGUGCUAUAGAUUGACCUUUCUGUAGGAAAGCACUUAGAGUGCUUCCAUAAUUGUAGUUUACUAUCAAUUUGCUUAGUUUGGGCCAUGCUCACUCCCACCUUCUUAGUGCCA
Molecule: messenger RNA, 1260 nt
Organism: Sesamum indicum (sesame)
Lineage: Eukaryota; Viridiplantae; Streptophyta; Magnoliopsida; Lamiales; Pedaliaceae
Product: cell division control protein 2 homolog D
Biological process (GO): regulation of gene expression; G1/S transition of mitotic cell cycle; regulation of G2/M transition of mitotic cell cycle
Cellular component (GO): nucleus; cytoplasm; cyclin-dependent protein kinase holoenzyme complex
Molecular function (GO): cyclin binding; ATP binding; cyclin-dependent protein serine/threonine kinase activity
Source: RefSeq, a predicted model, not a curated record